AUGGAGGGAUGCGAGACGAGAGGUCAAUUAUAUUAUCAUCCAGCGUAUUUAUUUGCUAUUAUUUUUCAAGGUACCUCAGGUUAUCUAACGUUUCCUAUUUUAUUUAUCAUACUCAAAAAGUAUGCUUUUAAAGUUUAUUAUCAUCCAAAUCUAGUAUUCCUGAUGAUGCUCAACGUGGUAUCUUGUCUGCUGCUCGGAGGACUCACAGCUUGGAGCGCAACCAACUUUUUCCUUAAUCUUAUGAUCAAGCCAUCUCCUUGCGACUUGCUUCUAAAAACCUACUUUUGUUCCAAAAUUCGCGGAACUUUUCUAUUUGCAUUUUGUUUGGUGACUACAAGUCACGCUGGAAUUUUGCUGGAAAGAUCAUGGGCAACUUACAGUGUCAAAAAUUAUGAGCGACAGGGAAGAGCACUCGGAACUAUUUUAGCAAUUGUUGCGGUUGCCGUAGCUGCCACUGCAAUUUUUAUACUUUUGCUACCAGAAGAUGGAGAAGAAAUGAUAACGACAUGUCUUACAUUUUCCGCUUCCAAGUCUAUCGGUUCUCGCGUAUAUGUAAUGUUCUUUGUUCAACUCCUAUUAGAUGCUGUUAUUUCAAUAGUUCACCUGGUCUUAUAUCGAUACAACAAAAACAUCGAUAAACACGGCUCUACUUCCUUGUCAGAACAGUUCCAGCGUAAUGAGAAUGUGAAAACAUUGAAGCAAGUGACUCCGUUACUAAUAUUGUCGAACGUUACGAUUGGGGUAUACAUCUUCAUUGUUUCCGUUUUCCGGUUAUACAAAGAUUAUUUACCGCCAAACUGGUAUGAAAUAAUUGCUGCGAAUCUGUUUAUAAUGCCUCACAUGCCUUUCAUGUUUACUUCCCUUAUACUUGUCGAACUAUGGUUAGGAAAAAAGAGGCAAGACCGAAUUCACAAAGAUAUGAUGGCUAGUCAAGAUGUCCCUCUCGAUGAUCAGUUUCAUAUUGCCAUGGAAAAUUGGGACGUCCAUUUUCAGUCACGGUUAAAAGCUCAAGCAAGAGCUAAUCGGAAGCCACUAUCGGCAAAUUGGACGUCUUCCACUUUAAUAACAAAGUUCAAAAAACGGCAGACAACUGUUGCAGUAAUUUCAAUACCGCCCUCACCGUCUUGAUGUGUGUGUGUCUACACCUUCGCUAUAUUUAUUCAAGGAUUGUACUGUAUCUGCUUUGACAAUAUACGUCGUUAUUUACAAUGAAGACAAAGAGGAGUUCAUUACAACAUGCUUGA
Messenger RNA from Caenorhabditis elegans, 1244 nucleotides. It is a transcript of the gene sra-39, whose product is annotated as Serpentine receptor class alpha-39. NCBI's taxonomy places the organism in Eukaryota, Metazoa, Nematoda, Chromadorea, Rhabditida, Rhabditidae. Bases 1 to 1128 code for a protein of 375 amino acids. The record is from RefSeq and is marked reviewed. The transcript has 8 exons. Gene Ontology annotation, cellular component: membrane.